Molecule: messenger RNA, 1276 nt
Organism: Tetranychus urticae (two-spotted spider mite)
Lineage: Eukaryota; Metazoa; Arthropoda; Arachnida; Trombidiformes; Tetranychidae
Product: tetraspanin-14
Cellular component (GO): plasma membrane
Source: RefSeq, a predicted model, not a curated record
AAAUACAACCAUUAAUGACAAGUUAAACUAAUAAGUGAAACUUCUCUUGUGAUUGUAAAGAUUUUUAACUUUUACUUCAACAAAUUGUUAGAUUGUUUUAUCAUUUCGACAGAUCGGUUAUAAAGCAUCAAUAAAUUGUUCAUUAUUUAGUUAUUCAAUCCUACAAUCUUUUUUACACCCUGUAGUUAUUCGUCUCACAGUAAAUGCUGUUGUUAAUCAACUUCCAUUUUAGUCUAAUUUUUCACUCUUUUCCUUUUGAAUAGUACUCACAAAAAGAUAAUAAUAAAUUAUGUGUCGCUACUUUGAAUUACCAACUUGGGAUGAGGCGCUGCUUCUAAUUUUAUUUAAGUUCAUAGGUGCUGCGCUUAGCUGUGCAAGCGUUGCUUGGGGUGCAAAUCUAAUCGCAGUGCACUAUGAAGAUGUUUUGGCUGUUGGGCGAGGACCUGCUAUCAUGAGCAUCAUUGUUGGUGUUUGUGCAGCUCUUUUACACUGGUGCGAGUGCUUGAGUGAUAUGAAAAAAUCUAGUUUUGUCAUGAAUUUUGUUGGCUCUAUUUUGUUACUGUUGGUCAUCGCUGAGUUCACUAUCGGUGGAUUUGCGUUCAAAUAUAGCAACCAGCUUGAAGACGUGACUAUUGAACAAUUUCAAUCGAAGAUCAAGGAAGUUGAAGACGGAAAGAUGCCAGAGUUAAAGGAAAACAUGGAUAAUUUUCAGAUAAAAAUGCAGUGCUGUGGUGCUUUUAAUGCUUCUGAUUGGUUACAGAUUCCUGACUCUUGUUUUGCUGACCAAAAACAAAGAAAAGAUAUUUACACUGAAGGUUGUGUGCACGCAAUUAAAAUAGUUUUGGCUCCUACGAUGGAACAAUUAGCUAUUUUUGUCACCGCAUUAGCUUGUCUUCAAAUUUUUAUUAUGUUGAUAUUCAUUGUAAAUUAUGUCAGAUACCAUUACGAACGAGCUGAAUACGAACCUGUUUGAGCAAAAGCGAAUCAUUGAUAAUGUCGUUUUAAACACCAUGUAAAUCGUAUACAAUCUUUAGACCGCUGACUUACUAUUUACUGGUUACAAAGAGUUUUCACCAAAGUGUUCAAAUAUCUUUUGGCUUAUUAAUAUACAAUACAAAUGAUACAGAAAGAUCAUGAAUACGCAUUUAUCCCUCCUCAUUUAAAUCUUGCAAUUACGUUAUUGAAUGUUACAUGGUUAAUAUAACACAUUAUACAUAUUUUUAAUAUUUUUGACUUUUUCCAAUUAUAACCAAUAAACAAUGGAAAUUUUUGUAAA